This is a messenger RNA of Argiope bruennichi, 2991 nucleotides long. RefSeq lists its product as uncharacterized. Bases 154 to 987 code for a protein of 277 amino acids. The transcript is spliced from 7 exons. Lineage: Eukaryota; Metazoa; Arthropoda; Arachnida; Araneae; Araneidae. The record is from RefSeq and is a predicted model, not a curated record.
GCGAAUAAGGUCCAAUGGUUGUGCUUUCAUAUCACGUUGUCAAUGAGUGGUUUCGUUAUGAUUUUAGUAACCGGAAAAGUGACUAUUAUGGAUGGUUAUCGUUUUUUUUAAAUUUGAAAUCGUAAAAACUCGAAACUUGAGGAUAUUGCCAAAAUGAUUACACUUCGUGCUGGAACUUACUUAUCUCCAAGUAUUCCUGUGGAAUACUUUGAAAUGAUUCUGCAGUACUUAGAAUCGAAAUUAAGUAUUCACACUACAUUGUUAUAUGAGUCGAGAUGGGAAGGACCAAGACUUGAGAGAGAAGAUCCUUUUUUGUCUGGAUACUUGGAUCUAGCCUGGAUGAGUAGCACUGUUUAUUUACGAAUGUUGAAAGAUUCCAGCCCUAUUGAAUUAUUGCCAAUUUCAUCUGUCCACAAGCACAUACGCAAUUCUGAUCGUCCAGGCUAUUAUUCAGAUGUCGUAAUGCACAAGGACCUUGGUGAAAAAGUGAAAGAUUUUAUAGACUUAAGAGGAUGCAAAUGGGCUGACAACUGCCCCGAGUCUUUGAGUGGGCAUGUCAUCACACUGAGUAAACUUAAAGAAAUCGGCGAAAAUGCUUCUUUCUUUGGAAAUGUACUUUAUUCAGGAUCACAUCUGGAAAGCAUUAAAAUGGUUAUUGGCAAAAAAGUAGAUGCUGCAGCUGUUGAUGCCAACUGCUUAGCUUUUUUUUUGCAAAGAAAUUCACAUUUAGCUGAUGAAAUAAAAGUGCUGACUUCUUGGGGCCCAUUACCUCCAUACCCCUUUGUUGUGAACUCUAAACUUGAUGAAUCGGUGAAGUCAGAUAUAAUGAAAUGUUUGUUAAAUAUGCACCAAGACCGUGAAGGCUUAAAAAAGCUUGAAGAAUUCCAUGUUCGAAAGUUUGCUCCAAUCAGCGCAAAUGAAUAUGACAAAGAAGAGUUCAUGAUAGAACGCACAAAGGAUCUCAGUUUUGGAACAACAUAUUACUAAAAAAUGCAUUCCUUGAUCUAUUUCCAUUCAACUGCCAAUAGCUUCUGGAGGGUUUACAAUCUUUAGAAAUGACACAAAUGCAUGAAGAAAUUUGCAGUACUUAAGAGAAAAACUAUUCAUGCAUUUACUUACUUGUGAAAUUGUUGGGCUUUUAUAUUUCCUUAAACUAAAUAUUUACAAUUGCACUAUUUUUUGAACAGGUAUUUUUAAAAUGUGUAUGUUGCAGAUGUGUAUAAUUAAGUUAUUCAAAGUUCUCUCAUUAGAAUAUUUGGAGCUUAUCUGUUAUCUAGAUUGCUUUUGAUGAUAGCAAUAUAAUCAAACUGUUGAAUUUAAAAGAUUGCUAUAUAUAUAUAUAUAUAUAUAUGUAUGUAUGUGUGUAUUAAUGUUGACUUAUUUUGUUAUUGUUUAAGCUAUUCCAAUUAUCAUUUGUUUCUUAUUUGAAUUAACUGUAUUUUUAUGGAAGCUUGAAAUAAAAAUUAUUCAGUAUAUAAAAGUUUCUUAAUCAUGUAAUUAAAUUAUUCCUAUUUUACAAAGUAAUUUUUCAUAGUCUUUUAAAGAAAAUAAAUUUAUUAAUUUUGCACAAAAAUAAUGAAAUUUCUUUAUUCAAAAUAUAUUUUCUGAUAUCACAUUUUUAUUUUCUAUAAUAUUAAAAAAAAUGAUUUUUUUAAAAACUAAAUAUCCAUUUUUUACCCCCUUGAUAAAAAACUAACAUUCCGGAGACAGAUUAUGCUGUAAUUUUCUUGAGGUUUUUAUAUCAACCAUUUUAUAUAAGUUUUCUAGGUGGGGUUUUUUUUCCCCCUCUCCCUUCUUAUUGGUAAAGAAUAGUUGAAAAUUAUUGUCAAGAAAACUGUUUUCAUUAAAAUCGAUUAUAAAAUAAUUUUUAUAAAUUAUGCUUAUUAUAUGUGCAUCUAAAGUUUAAUUAUUUAAAUAUUUGUUACUAAUAACUAUAUUAUUGUAUAGUUAUUAAAUAUAAAAUGUGAAAAUAGAGGACACAAUUUUUAAAGAACAUACAUUGCAAUUAUAUAUUAUCACAUUUCAAGUAUAUAUUUUUAAUCAUGUAACUAUGCACUAUGCUUUUUUGUGGAUAUUUACAUAAUAGAUAAAAUAUAAAUACAAAAAAGUAUUUUAUUUAAUAAGUAUUUCAUAUUUUUAAAUUAAUGCAAAUACGUUAAAAAGAUUUCCAAAUAUCAUUUAUGAGCUGAUGCAAGACGUUUAUUAUAAUUUCUGGUUAAAAGGAAUUUUAAAAGGUUCAUACUUUUAUUUGGCUACAUAUUAGUGUAUGUGAUAUAUUUGAUUCAUGUCAAAGUAUGAAAUUUCUAAAAUGAUAUGUAAUAACAACUUUAAGUAAAUCAUAUUAUAUAUUUAUGUUACUUUUGUAUAAAAAUAUUGAAAAUACAAUGUUAUUUUUGAUAUGCAAGUAUUUUGUUAUAAAGUUCUACAUAUAUACAUAUUUAAGUACUUAGUCAUGUAACCAUAAAAGCAUUUAUUAUUAUAGCAUUCAACAUCAGCAACUUUAAAUCAAAGAACUAAUGCUUAUUCCUUGUUAAUGUUGUUAUAAUUCUAGGUACCUUUCAGUAUUUUAUUAUAUAUAUAAUAUUAUAUAAAGAUGAGCAAAUUUUUCUUAUUUUCUGUGUUUUAUUAUUUGAAUCUGCUUUAAAAUUAGUUGGCAUAAUAUCUCAUAUCACAUAAUAUUCAAAGUUAUGGUUAUUUAAAUCUCGUUCUUUAUUUUCAUAAUUAAUACAAUUUCUGCUUAAUUAUUGUUUUGCAGAAUUUUUUAAACAGCUUCAAUAUUUUUUAAUAAUUUAAUUACAUUGUCAAUUUUAGAUUAAUGAAGCAAGAUUCAGUGAUAAAUUUCCAAUAGCAGAUGCUGAGAUUUUUAAUGAAAUCCAUAAAAAUGAUUUGAAUGAAUUUUUGUUGAGAAUUAUUUGGACAUAAUAACACAAUAAAUUGUGAUCAUAUAAUAAUUUUCUUUCUUAUUGUUUUAAAAUGUCUCUUAAUAAAUAU